AUGGGGUGUACACCUUCCAACAGCCACAUUGUUAAUAGCGUCGCUAAGAGUGGCUUCCAGUUUUUCAAGAAGCCCAAAGCAAUUUUGCCAGAACACCAGGGGGGCAGUGACAGAAGCUCCAAUCCUUUGCUGAUUCAGAACUCCACAUGCUAUGACACUGGAGGGACCUUAGCCCAGAGAGAGAGGCUGGCAGAGGGGCAGCCAAAUUUCAGGUGGCCCCAAAUCACAGCUGAAGAGCAGCUCACGGGAGAUCCCACUGCCGGCAGCAGGAAAGACAUGGAAGGACCGGCCCCAGGCACCACAACCUCCCCACCCCAGGUGAACCAGUCACAGAGGCACAGGGCUAAGGGUGUCCUAUUCAAGGCGCAGAGCUCCCGUGGGUCACAAGGGACAGCCUUUUCCGGGGAGGAAAGUGAAGACAGUAAUACCCAGGAGACCUCCAAAGGGGAAAGGAAGCCAAGACGCCACAGUUCGGGCCGACAGGGCCACUGCUGCCCAACCAACCACCCCACUCAGGCGUCUGAAGGCCAGAUGGACUUCCCUGAGCCCCUGGUGAAGGCCCACCGGCACGCGUACACCUAUCUGCACUCCAGCCUCUCCAAGUAUGAAGCGAUUCUGUGUCUCACUCAUCAGGCCACGCGGACCCAGGAGCUACUACAGCCCAUGGUCAGCUUCCUGCUGCUGUGCUUUGAUGAGGUCCACCAGCUCUUGGGGGAGAUCGCCAGGGAUGGAGAAGUGCUCCUCCAGGAAGUUGGGGGGGAUCUGGCUUGGCCCUUGAGGAAUGGAAAGCCCCAGGAGCAGCCAGAUCUCCUGCAGCAGCUUCUGCAGUACACAGCGAACAAGCUGCAGGCGCUCAGUGGCACAGUAGCCUCCCUGACCGGCAGCCUCCUGGAGGGCUCCAGCAGCUACCUCCACUCCAUGGCGAGUUGCUUGGCAAAUAAGCUGAGCACCCAGAGGGGUGCGGAUGAACGCCUCCUGAGAACUCUGGAGCUACUGGAGAGCUUGGCAAGCGGCCCAGAUGACCCUGGGGUGCAGGGUCUACCUUUAUGCUCUGACGACAGUGGCAUUGGCGCUGACAGUGAGUCUGGGCAGCCGGUAGACAAGCUGGGCAAGCAAGCGAGCUGGGACUUAGUGUCGGAGCCUGCAGAAUGGAAGCCAAGGACUUCACCCACCAUGGAAGCCAGGCUUUCGGGACAUGUCCAGAGGCCACUCUGGGUGGGUUCAGACAGACCUCUGGACUGUCCAUUCUCAAGGCUUCUUUCGGCAAAGAGUCAGCUGGCAGCACAGGGUGCAGCAGAGAGCUCAUGGCCCUCUAGCACAGUUCCAGAAAAUACUACCUCCAGGCCUUUGACUCUGAGCGAUAAUGCUCUGUAUCGUUCCCUUGCGCUGGGGAUCUCUGUGGAGCCACAUCUUACUAAAAGCUCCCGGUUGAUGGACACACCAUUGCUCAGCAGGGAGGACAGCAGCCCAGAGGAAGAGGAAAACAGAGCUAAUGGCACAAAUCCAUGUGCAGGACAGGAAGUUGCUUCCGGUCCAAGGCCAAGAUCAUCACCAGCUGGUGCAGAAACUAUAUUUCAGCCUUACCUCCAGAGACUGAAGAGGCCCCAGGCCCAGGAAAUGAUUCUAAAGAUGAAGGAAGCCAUCAGUGAAAGGAUUAAGUUUGUUCCUGUGCCCGCUGGGCACCAGGACUGGAAUGAGGAGGAGAAGACAGCACUGCGCCCACCAAGGCCGCGCACGGUGAGUGGCAGCAGGAGGGUCCCCCCCAGGCAGAGGAGGUCCCAGUCAGAGACCUGUCUUGAGAACCAAGUGAAGGACCCCACCCUCCAAGAGCUGCGGAGGGCCCACCGGGACCUCAGCCUGAGGCUGGACGUGUUCUACAGGCUGGGCACUGGACAGCAGGGGCAGAGCAAGGUGCAGGCCCCUCAGGCCAGGGCAGCAGCUCUGAGGCUGGGCGGCUGCAGGCUUGCCCUGAGCAACACCAUCCGCAAGCUGAAGGCAUCCCUCGCCGAGAACUUCAGCGUUUUGCCAAGUCAGGACAAGACCAUUUUGCAAAAAUGCGGUCCCCACACUGAGGGUGACCGGCCCUGGCAGGGCACAGCGGAGGGGCUUCCCUGGGCUACCCCAGCAGUUGAAAAGGCCAUUGAGGCUUCUGGGGCCAAGGACAGGAACAUGGCGGGCCCUCCCACCAGAACAUCCGUCAAGAAACUCAUCGAAACUUUCAGUUCCUCAGAGAACCUGAGGACACUGGGGGAUUCCCAGGACUCCAGGACAAGCCCCAGCCUCAGGAAGUGGGGUGUCCCCAUUCUACCCUCCCGAUUUCCUGGCCUUGCUCCUUCGCAUUCAAAGCCCCAAAUUUCUCCAGCAGGAAGAGGAUUUCCCAAAGUGGGCCCAAAUGGGAGGCCCUUCGCCCCUAUCUUUCCUCCUCUGCCCACAGCAAGAGCACCCAGGAGCGGGGACGUCAACACAGACCGGGAGGAAGACCCAGAGCUUCUCCCUCCACCACCGCUGGAAAUUCUGAUGGACAAAUCUUUCACUUCUCUGGAGCCCCCAGAAACCAGUGAGCCAGCAAGGAGCUCCCCUGAAGAGCCCUUCGUGCCAGGGCAGGGAGGGGCUGGCCCUGCACACAGGAUGUGGGCUUCCCCAAAGCUAAGAGCCUCCCUGCGCCCCAUGGACCUGCUGCCCAGCCGGAGCAGUGCUGCGCGUGCCAAGCCCACCAGCUGCACAGGGCCAGGGAGCAACAGCAGCAUCUACAGUGCCCGAAAGCUGGCCUCGAGCCUCAGCCACCUGCCAGCAACCAGCAAAAACCCAGAGGGGGAGAGUGACGGGGCUCAGAGGCAGGCACGAGCGGACAAGGUGGCAGGCCUGUCCAAGUGUCCCCAGAAGGCCAUCCCGGGGCAUCACGCCAGCCACACAUCUGCACACAACAGGACUUCAGAAUCCAGCCUGGCCGGACCAAUGCGAGGCCUGUGUGAUCCCGAGGCCAUGAGGCAGAGCCCGGAGAGAAACCCUGCUGUGGCCAGGAAGGCCUCUCCUGCCAGGACACACUGGGCCCCCCGGAUGGACAGGAUGCACCCGAGCCUGGCCUCCCCUCCCAGACCUGCCCAGCCAAGUACCUCCUCUGUGCACGCCUCCCCCAGCCCACCAAUCAGCCCCCCCGUGAGCCCCAGGGUGCUAAGCCCCCCAACAGUGAAAAAACAAGGUUCUCCCAGCCCUCCCCUAAAGAGCCCACCCACCCAGCACCAGGUCUCCAGCCCCCCUACCCAGCGCUCAGAAGCAAAACCCCCUUCCUUUGGGCCACCCCCAUCCCCUCCCGGGUCCCCUCCUCUUGGGUGCAAGGAGAUAAACUCUGCAGUCACUGUGGCAGCCACGGCCAAAGCAUCUGGGAACACACGCUCCAUAUUCUGCCCGGCCACCUCCUCUCUGUUUGAAGCUAAAGCACCGCAGUCCGCAGCCCGCCAGCUCACGCCACCGUCACUGCCCCCGGAGGCCGGGAGCCCUCGUGGAAGCCCCCCGGGAUGCAGGAGAAGCAGCUCAAGGCCACACCUGAAGGGCUCCCCGAGGGGAGGGGCUCUGUGUGCCCUCAGUCCUCAGCCUUUCUCCAGAAGGACAGCUUCCACCCACCGGCCAGGCCUCUGCCCUCCACUGCCUGUCUCGGGCACCACCAGCUGCGCCUGGGAAUCCCAGCCAGGCCACAGCAGCAGCAGUGAGGACGGGGAGCCGCGGAGCAGUCCUUGUGCCUCAGAACUGAAGGGCGGCAGGGGUGCACCACCCCCAGAGUUCUGCGUGCUUGGCCAUGGGCUGCACCGGGAGGUCAGCACCAACCCUGCCCUGGACAAGCCCCAGCCAGAAGCACAGCCCCAGCAGAAGAAAGUGGCCUGA
This is a messenger RNA of Talpa occidentalis (Iberian mole), 3879 nucleotides long. RefSeq names its product photoreceptor cilium actin regulator (gene PCARE). The record is from RefSeq and is a predicted model, not a curated record. Gene Ontology annotation, cellular component: photoreceptor inner segment; photoreceptor outer segment. Gene Ontology annotation, biological process: photoreceptor cell outer segment organization; protein localization to photoreceptor outer segment. Lineage: Eukaryota; Metazoa; Chordata; Mammalia; Eulipotyphla; Talpidae.